Molecule: messenger RNA, 5728 nt
Organism: Peromyscus maniculatus bairdii (prairie deer mouse)
Lineage: Eukaryota; Metazoa; Chordata; Mammalia; Rodentia; Cricetidae
Gene: Tmcc1
Product: transmembrane and coiled-coil domain family 1
Biological process (GO): endosomal transport; endosome membrane tubulation; membrane fission
Cellular component (GO): endomembrane system
Source: RefSeq, a predicted model, not a curated record
UGGGAGUUCAAUUUUUUGUCUACCAUGUGUACAAGUCACUGUCUGUUGCUGUGACAGAUGUCUGACAAACAUUUUAAGGGAAGAAGGAUUGAUUUUGAUCUGAUUUCUAAUGCUCUUCCUAAAAGGACAGCUGUGCCCCCUGGAUGUGCUUGAGGACGAGCAGUGAAGGUAGGCAUGAAGCCUCCAUCUCACAGCUGCAUGCAUAGUCACUGUUGAAGCAAAUGCCUACCUAAUUUGACAGUCUCGGUGUGUUUAAAAUUUUUUGAGUUUGCAAAUAAGCUUAUUAAGCUUACUGAUGGAGCCUUCCGGCAGUGAACAGUUAUAUGAGGACCCUGAUCCUGGAGGCAAAUCCCAAGAUGCAGAAGCCAGGAGGCAGACAGAAUCAGAACAAAAGUUAUCUAAAAUGACCCACAAUGCUCUGGAGAACAUUAAUGUGAUUGGCCAAGGCUUGAAACAUCUGUUCCAGCACCAGCGCAGGAGGUCAUCAGUGUCUCCACACGAUGUGCAGCAGAUUCAGACAGAUCCAGAGCCUGAAGUGGAUCUGGACAGCCAGAACACAUGUGCUGAGAUUGAUGGUGUCUCCACCCACCCCACAGCUCUGAAUCGUGUUCUGCAACAAAUCCGAGUGCCACCCAAGAUGAAGAGAGGAACAAGCUUGCAUAGUAGGCGGGGCAAGUCAGAAGCCCCAAAGGGAAGUCCCCAAAUCAACAGGAAAUCUGGCCAGGAGGUGGCUGCUGUUAUACAGUCAGGUCGGCCCAGGUCUUCAUCUACAACUGAUGCUCCUACCAGCUCUUCUGUGAUGGAAAUAGCUUGUGCUGCUGCUGCUGCUGCUGCUGCGUGUGUACCCGGAGAGGAGUCAGCUGCAGAACGAAUCGAGCGUUUGGAUGUAAGCAGCCUCGCCCAGACUUCCAGUGCCGUGGCCUCCAGCACCGAUGGCAGCAUCCACCCAGAGUCUGUGGAUGGAAUACCAGACCCUCAACGCACAAAAGCUGCCAUCGCACACCUGCAGCAGAAGAUCCUAAAGCUCACAGAACAGAUCAAGAUUGCGCAGACAGCCCGAGACGACAACGUUGCUGAAUACUUGAAGCUUGCCAACAGUGCAGACAAGCAGCAGGCUGCUCGCAUCAAACAGGUGUUUGAGAAGAAAAACCAGAAAUCUGCACAAACCAUCCUCCAGCUGCAGAAGAAACUUGAGCAUUACCACCGCAAGCUCCGUGAGGUGGAACAGAAUGGGAUCCCCCGGCAGCCCAAGGAUGUCUUCAGGGACAUGCACCAGGGUCUGAAGGAUGUGGGUGCAAAGGUGACUGGCUUCAGUGAAGGUGUGGUGGACAGUGUCAAAGGUGGCUUUUCCAGCUUCUCUCAGGCUACCCAUUCAGCAGCAGGGGCUGUGGUCUCCAAGCCCAGAGAGAUUGCCUCACUGAUUCGGAACAAAUUUGGCAGUGCAGACAACAUCCCUAAUCUGAAGGACUCAUUAGAGGAAGGACAAGUGGAUGACGCAGGAAAGGCUUUAGGAGUGAUUUCGAACUUUCAGUCAAGUCCAAAAUAUGGUAGUGAGGAAGAUUGUUCUAGUGCCACUUCAGGCUCAGUAGGAGCCAACAGUACCACCGGGGGCAUUGCUGUAGGAGCAUCAAGCUCCAAAACAAACACCCUAGACAUGCAGAGCUCAGGGUUUGAUGCACUACUGCAUGAGAUCCAGGAGAUCCGGGAAACCCAGGCCAGACUGGAGGAAUCCUUCGAGACCCUCAAGGAGCAUUAUCAGAGGGACUACUCCUUAAUAAUGCAGACCUUACAGGAAGAGCGGUAUAGAUGUGAACGACUAGAAGAGCAACUGAACGACCUGACAGAGCUCCACCAGAACGAGAUCCUGAACUUAAAGCAGGAGUUGGCCAGCAUGGAAGAGAAAAUUGCCUAUCAGUCCUAUGAACGGGCCCGGGACAUCCAGGAGGCCCUGGAGGCCUGUCAGACUCGAAUCUCCAAGAUGGAGCUGCAGCAGCAACAGCAGCAGGUGGUGCAGCUGGAAGGGCUGGAGAAUGCCACGGCUCGAAACCUUCUGGGCAAACUCAUCAACAUCCUCCUGGCCGUCAUGGCAGUCCUCCUGGUCUUUGUGUCCACAGUAGCCAACUGUGUGGUUCCUCUCAUGAAGACACGCAACAGGACGUUCAGCACUUUAUUCCUGGUAGCUUUCAUUGCCUUUCUCUGGAAGCACUGGGAUGCCCUCUUCAGCUAUGUGGACCGGCUCUUCUCAACCCCCAGAUGAUGCUGGCACAGAAAGCAGUGCUCCUCACCAUCUGGCGAGUGCAUGCCAAGAGAGCUAGACAGCAGCAUUACCCACUCUGAGGUUUUCUACAAGAGAGUUGAGUGAAUCUGUUUACAUUUAGAAUAAUGUUUUUUUCUUCAAGAGACGCAAUUGCAAUAGUAUUUUUUAGAUUUUAUCCAAGAAGUUUUUUGGGCAAAAUCUUGGAUCAUUUUUAUGUAGCAUGAUUUUCCUUGGGAUGCAAAUCUGAAACAGUCCCUUAACAUGAACCAACAAUCUGUAACACACUGAAGGGCAUUCUGAAUUGAGGCUUGGAGGGCUGCACUAAAACCCCUAAACAGAUGCAAAACCUGACCAGGCCCAACACCUGCCCUGCUUGGGCUCCUCUCCUCAUCUAGACUGACUCUACUGUGAAGUCCCACCACAUUCCAGGUUGGAAAUUUAGAUUCAGGGUGGAUUUUCCCCGCCAUGGAAGAACACGCACAUCUCCCAGGCUUUCUCACGCUAACCCUGAAGUAUGACGACUUCUGAACCUGCGCCUUCCUUAACUCUGCCGGGAUUGGAAGCAAGAGCAUCAAGCCCACAGGAUGACUGUGCAGUCCUGUUCAGUAUUGUGAAGUAGCCCUUAAUCCUAACUUUAAGCAAAAUCCCUUGGCCGCACUUUGAAGGUUUGUUUUUUUUUUUUUUAUAUAUGUGUAUAGUUACCAACUUAAAAAUAAAAAAUCCGAACAACAUACUUGAAGAAUGUAAUACUCAAACUCUCAGUGCUUCCUUAUAAUUUCUAAUAGGAUUUUUUAUUAUUGUUAUUAUUAUUGGGGUAUUUUUGUUUGAUUGGUUUUGGUUUUUUUGUUUGUUUGCGGGGUGGGGGGUCAUUACUGGGUUGGGAGGGUCUUUUAUUUUUUCCUUUGAAAUAAAGCAGUGAUGUUUUCAAAUGAAGCCGUGUGGAUAUUUCAGCGUGCUGCCCCCUGUGGUCUUGAAACAGUUGAGUUGGAGACUGCUGCCAGCGCUGCCCUCUGCCACCCUGUGGCUGCCCCGGCUCUCUGGUGUCUACUACACAUACAGCACCAUCUCCCCGGCUUGGCUUGGUUACAGUGGUGAGGGGUUUGCAGAGUGAGGGGGUGCAAUCUCAGCAGAAUAGUGUGGUAGGACCGGAUUUUGUCGUGUGCCCCCCCCCAAGUAAAUGUUCACAUAGUGACCUUGGGCUGAGAUUCUCUUUAGGAAAAAAAAAAUGCUACUAUGUUAUGAGAGUCAUAAAUAACUCCCUGUGUUUGCUUAAUUUAUUGUUUAACACCCCUAAUUACCGAAACCAAAGUGAUGUGGAGUCUUGUUGUCUGCAUUUUGGCCUCAGCAUCCUUAACUUCAAAGCUUUAUUGUGUCUGCCUGAGAGAAUCAAUUGAAGGUGAUUCUCCCAAAAAGCAGAAAAGGAAAUGUCAGGUUACAAGGACCCAAGUUCUGGGUGCAAACUGUUGUAAGCUUCCUAUUAACCCAGACUGACUCACUAACUGCUCAGUGGCUGUUUAGAGACACUUUAGGAAGAGGAGCUGAGCUUUGCCCCAUCCCUCAGCCAGUUCCCUGACCCAGGUGGAACCUGAAUCAACCUUCAGAGCAAAAUAGCCUGAUUAAUCUCAUAUUAUUGGAGGUCACAAAUGCCAUGUCCAGUGGCCUCUUCCUGUGUGCCCACAUGAUGCAAAGGAGUCGUGUACUGUGCCAUGGACAGAGAAGCGAAGUGUGCUUUUGCCUAUGUCCCCACACCAGGACCUUCUUUCAGAACUAGGGUAGCAAUGCCCUGUCUGUUGGAAAGCAUGGUUUACAUAACAGUUCCAGCCUCCUUUUGCUUUGGCCAAUUGGCCUUCUCACUUUGAUAUUUUAACUCAGGUACCCAGUCUUCACUCCAUCCCCAGAUGGUUGUUAUUCACCUCAUAAUGAGCACCUAGAGCAGGGGCAAAAAAAAAAAAAAAAAUUAAAACUAGCACAUAUUCAUGCCAAAACAAAUGGUCCCCAAGCCUAUGUUUAGAAGGUUAACUUUGCCGGAAAGUACUGCAGCUUCAAGGCAAGAGUGCCACAGGACACUAUGACCUUGUUGGACGAGCAGUCACUGCCAUAAUUUAGCAGAAGAGAGUCCCGUGGAGCUGUGGGAGAGAUGACCCAGUGGCAGCCCACUGGCUUUUUUUUAACAGUUCCACAGGAGGCCCCCGAAAUGUCACUGUGAUGGAUAAACUAAAAUUGUCUCUAAUUUCCUGAUGGCAGUUUCUGUUGAAGGGAGAGUCUGGAGCUUCUGACAGACAGACAGACAGACCCGCACUGACUCCCCAUCUUCCUCUAGCAGACCUUCUUGGGAAGGCCCUUCAGGCCAGGCCAGACCCUGCCAUGGCUUCUCGCUGUCUUAUCCCUGCUCACUCACUAGACCUACAAUUGUCUGCACCCAACGCUGCUUGUAACACACUUCUGUUCGCCUACCUGCCUGUACUUUUGGCUGCCCAUCCCUAUUGCCUUUGAGUUUCUUGGAAUUGUGGCUAUCCUUGGAUUCUCUUUUUCUAUUCACAGCCCUUCAGUAGCCUUUUUCUGGUGGUUUAGCACUUGAUCUGAGAGAGACUUGCCCACAAUUUAAUGCUUCUUUGCCUCAAGAAAAUAAUUUUCAAAAAUAAAAAAACUCCCGCUAAAGUGAAGCAUUCCCUGAUUCCCUUGUCCAUGCUGGUGCCUAGCCCGGGUAAGUGAGGCUGGCUGUGUUGGCCUGGGUGACUGUUGUGGUUCUAGAGUUGGCCAUCACUCUGCAUUGAUGGCUGCCUGCUCCAGUUUCAGGUCCUCGGUGUAGUCAGGGCAUCCUGGCAAGGAAGGCUUUUUAUUCCUUAGGAAGUGCGGUUGGACCCAUACUGUGGUGCUUCCCAACUGGCAUCAAACGCCUGUUGCCAGAACAGUGGGGUGAAGCCUUCCUCGCCAGUCAGGUCCGACAGUGGGCAUGCUUUGGCAUGGUCUGCACUGGCUUUGGUUUUGUUUCUGAUCUUGUGUCCUAAGGUAGUCAGUGAAUGCUGGAUUCUGAGUGAGCUCUGGUGUUCUGGCCUUCUAGCCUUGGAAAGUACACAUCUCAAACAAAACCAAAUGCUGUCAUCAAGAAGCCAGCACAGGCAAAGUGAUGGUUCCCACACCACCCCCAAUAAAACUGGGAUUCUGAAUGUGGCUCUACAAGUUAAACAUUUCUGUGUGUUGUGUAUGCUAGGUGAUACCCUCAGAAGGGGCUGACUACUAGACUGUAAGUGUGUUUUAUACAAGUGUGUAAGACUAAAGACUCACAUGCACGAAUCGCAGAGUAAAGAGACGAUACUUGUGAACGCGUGAACGUUAACACUGUAGUUGCUAGAUCUUAAGCUGCUAAUUGUUGAGAGAGAAUUCAGUUAUGUUCUGUCUGGCUGCUGUGGAGUCUCAGCAGCACCUUUGCUGUAUAUAAAAUGAAAAUAAAGACCUCAGCUAGAAACCUGC